Hypomesus transpacificus is the source of this 784-nucleotide messenger RNA. It is a transcript of the gene timm8a, whose product is annotated as translocase of inner mitochondrial membrane 8 homolog A (yeast). The record is from RefSeq and is a predicted model, not a curated record. NCBI's taxonomy places the organism in Eukaryota, Metazoa, Chordata, Actinopteri, Osmeriformes, Osmeridae. The transcript is spliced from 2 exons. The coding region runs from base 1 to 273 and encodes 90 amino acids.
AUGGACAGCCAAGGAGCAACGGCUGACCCUCAGCUACAGCAAUUUAUCGAAGUUGAGUCUCAAAAACAAAGGUUUCAGCAGUUGGUGCAUCAGAUGACGGAAGUCUGUUGGGAGAAAUGCAUGGAGAAGCCUGGCCCAAAGCUAGACUCAAGGACAGAAGUCUGCUUUGUGAACUGCGUAGAACGUUUCAUUGACACUAGCCAGUUCAUCCUAAACAGACUGGAACAAACUCAGAGGGGUCGAGGAUCAUUCUCGGAGUCCAUGUCCGAAUAGCAAAGACUCUUCCACAAAAUGGACACAGGACACCGAUGGCCACUGGCUUUCACGCAUAGCCAUGCCACAUUUCUAUAUGGUGCAAUGAGAACCAAAAGGAAACAUGGAAGUGUUACUAUUGAUAAGUGCCUCAGACUAGGUUGUUGUAUAUUGUCACCAAGAUAAGUAUGGACUCAUUUUCUCUUGUGUCAUAGGAUGUGUGGUAACAAUGUGAAGUUAGAUUGAAAGUUGAUGUCUGUGAAGUCCAAAAAAGAGGUCCAUGCCCCCUUAAAGUUGAUAUUAUGGACAAAGCUCUAGUAGAGUUCCUACAUGGCUGGUGAAAACCCUGAGAUCUGAUGCAAGACCAUGAUAUCUGAGACACUCACACACUGCACUCCUAAAUAAGACAUUGGGAGCUCUACAGGUUAAGCACCAAUCAGUAAGAAAUGGUGUCUUGUUGGAAAAUAAUUGCAUGGUUUAUUGCUAAAUCAAAUGUUUUACUGAACACGCAAUAAAAAGUAUAUGUAUGGUU